AUGCCAGCCAAAUCUCCAAAACGUUCAAAGAGGGUGAAUUUAAUGAAUCCAAAUUUAACAGAUGAGGAUAUUUCGAGAAUUUGUAAAGAGCAAUAUGGAAGUAUUCCAGGCACAGAUUUUGCAGUUAAAUUAACAGAAGCAGUUUUGGCUAUAAACAAAGGGAUUUACCCAGAGCUUAUUUCUGAGGGAUCUUCUGGCUCUUAUUUAGUCAAAAAUUUGGGAAAGGAGAAAAUCGCUGUCUUUAAACCAAAAGAUGAAGAGCCUUAUGGAGAAUUAAACCCAAAAUUCAUGAAGUGGAUACAAAGAAUGUGUUGUCCUUGUUGUUUUGGACGUUCUUGUCUCGUUCCAAAUCAAGGUUAUUUAUGUGAAGCUGGUGCAUCUUUAGUUGAUCAAAAACUUUCUUUGAAUAUUGUUCCCAAAACGGCGGUUGUUUCUCUUUCAUCUCCAACGUUUAAUUAUACGCGUGUUGAUCGAGCUAUGGCGAGAACAAAAGAAAGGAUUAGUUAUCGUUUUGUAAGGCCCUCAAAAAAUAUUCGGCAUAUUGGAUUACCUCGAAAGCGUGGAAGUUUCCAACUUUUUGUGAAUGGUUACCAAGAAGGAAAUUAUUUAAUACGACAAUGGGAACUUUUUCCAGAGAAAUCACCUCCACCUUCUGUAAUGUCUGAAUUCCAAUUAGAAUUUGAAAAAAUGGUUAUUCUCGACUAUUUGAUUCGAAAUACUGACAGAGGAAAUAAUUGGUUAAUUAAAUAUACUCCUGGAAUGGAAGUGAAAAAUAAUCAAGAUUUAAUAGUAGAAUCUAGUUCUGAUUCUAAAUUAAUUGAACAUGAAGAAGAGAAUAAUAAUGUUUGUAUCAAAAUUGCUGCAAUAGACAACGGACUUGCUUUUCCUUUUAAACAUCCAGAUGAAUGCAGAGCUUAUCCUUUUCAUUGGGCCGAUCUUUUAAUUGCUCAACGUCCAUUUAGCGAAGAAAUUGUCAAUAAAAUAUUGCCUUUAUUGGAUAAUACAGAUUUUGUGAAAGAAUUGGGUAAUGAGCUUCGAAAAAUAUUUGAGUCAGACAAAGGGUUUAAAAAGAGAAUAUUCUCCAAACAAUUAUCUGUAAUUCGUGGUCAAAUGUUUAAUUUACGAGAAGCUUUGCGUAAAAGAAAAUCGCCUGCUCAACUUGUUCAGAUGACUCCAGUUUGUAUGAUAGAAAUAGAAACAAAGAAGAAACGUAAAUUCCCAAAAUUUUCUAAAAAAGGCAAACAAGAAAAUGAAGAAAAACAAAUUCAAAUUGUUGAUGAUUCUCCAAAAGAUGUAGAUGAUGAAUUAGCUAAUCCAAAAUCUUGGAGAAAUAUAUUUAAACAAAAAAUACAGAAAAAGUCACCACUUUUUAAAAUGUGUUGAAUUUUGUUUGGAAGAAUAAUUUUGGAAGAAAAUAUUAAAUAAAGAAUACAUUUUGAUUUACUCUACAUAUUUCAUUUUAACUACCAAUAUUUUAUUUAUUCAGUAAAAUUUCUUGUUGUCAGCGACGCUGUUCAUUUUGUUGC
Molecule: messenger RNA, 1526 nt
Organism: Meloidogyne enterolobii
Lineage: Eukaryota; Metazoa; Nematoda; Chromadorea; Rhabditida; Meloidogynidae
Source: the annotation of a GenBank genome assembly